UUCCCCCAGAGAUCGAUUUCAUUACUUACGAUUUCUUUGCUCAUGAAAAUACGACAUACGAAUUGAAGUGUACAGCGAUUGGAAGUCCUAAACCAAGCAUUGUCUGGUCCAGACCAGGAGACAUGCUACCGAGUGGUGAAUAUUUAUCACAUGGUAGUAUAUUGGAAUUAGUGAAUAUGAGCAGUUCACAUCGAGGUGUUUAUCAAUGUGCUGCCAGUAACACUGAGGGCAGUGUUCAAGCGACUGUAGAAAUCACAAUGGACUAUAAACCAGAUGUAGUUGUAGAUCAUGAAGUGGUUACUGUAUCAUGUUUGCAUGAUUCAGCGUUACUGGUCUGCUUUUAUCAGGCUAGCCCUAAUGUAACUGAGAUUGUGUGGACCAAUGCGACUGAUGGAAGUACUGUUAAGUUUGAAAAAAGAGUUAACCCUCUAUGCAAAACAUCGUCUGAAUGCAAUCUAUAA
Saccoglossus kowalevskii is the source of this 461-nucleotide messenger RNA. Its product is annotated as neural cell adhesion molecule L1-like protein. The record is from RefSeq and is a predicted model, not a curated record. NCBI's taxonomy places the organism in Eukaryota, Metazoa, Hemichordata, Enteropneusta, Harrimaniidae. Gene Ontology annotation, cellular component: plasma membrane. Gene Ontology annotation, biological process: homophilic cell-cell adhesion.